AUGUCGACCGCUGUCGCUCCAGCGGUGGUUGCGCCACUGCCACCUCUGGAUCGAAACCCAAGCCCAAGAAGCUAUCCGCCUUUGGCUCCUUCGAUCAAUGCGACGCCCGUCUCCAGAACUUCGGAGUUUAUGACUACACCAGAAGCGAACAACGGGAUGAACGUGAAUGAGAGAGCAUCGGGUGACGGGAAAAGAUCUCCAAGAUCAAGGAGCGGCGGAAACCCCAAGAUCGUGGUGAAGAAGGAGCCUCCAGCAUCUCCUUCGCUCCAACCCAGCACCCGUCACAGGCCGAAAAAACUGGAUCUGAAUACGAACACGUCGAUUUCUAAUGGCCUCAACUCACGACCUUCCGCAACGCCCUUGACGGCACGGGACGGCCUGGUAUUGCACGAUGUCGGUUUGGCCUGCUUGUCGCCGGGGUUUCAGACUCAGGACCCUGCGAUGCGAGAACAAUUGGAGCGAAGUAUAUCCGUCCGGGACCAACAACGGUCGAUCAUCCAGGCAAGACUACUCAAAUCUGCUCGAGGCGAUGGGCCGGACUCGGGAAAAACCAGUGAAACUGCUGGCCCAACAUCUGGCAAAAUGAUCGCGGCCGGUUCCAAGAAGAGACCGCCACCUGGUCUAUCCAUCGUACCGCCUGCUGCUGAGCGCUUCGCCAAUGAACGCGUGAUCCAAUCUGCACCAUUGAACCAGACCUUCACUGGCCGGCACGAGCCUCCACCACAUUCUCGACAGCUCAACAACCAGCCUCCUGCGAACGCACAGCACGCUAACAUCUCACACAUGCCUGCGAUUCAAACUAACAAUCGGCUGCCUCCUAUUGCAGACGUCUUCGGACCCAAUGAACUCAACUCGGGUGCGGCUCGUCCACCCUUCCUCCAUGCAAACUCGACUCCAUCGCAAAUGCAUGGCCCUCCUCUGCCAUCCCCUGGGUUCCCUCCGCAGACCGCUCAUCCAACCUCUCAGCCUCAGCCUCCCAGCUUCGAUCGACCUAGGGAUUACAGAUCUGCUGAAGAGGCUGUUCACGAGAUGACGGGAGGUCGAGAGGACCUGUUGCCGAAGAUUGUCCAUUACGGGGGCCACCAACCUCCAACGCCGCCUUCGCCACACCCAGGGCACCGGGAUAAUCUCACCCCACACAAGUAUCAGCCCAACAAUCAUCCCACCAGCAGACGGAGGAGUCGUAACGAAUAUGAAGAGGGCAGCAGUCCACCUUUGGGUUCUGGGCCAGACCGAAUCCGAUACCACGGUCCCUUUGGUGAAGGUAGAGACAGCCCUGCUACUCAAAGAGCGAAGAAGGAGGAGUUUCUGAGUCUGUGCUCGAGAGCUUGGGAUCUCUUCCAUUCUUGA
This is a messenger RNA of Cladophialophora carrionii CBS 160.54, 1350 nucleotides long. RefSeq lists its product as uncharacterized. Lineage: Eukaryota; Fungi; Ascomycota; Eurotiomycetes; Chaetothyriales; Herpotrichiellaceae. Bases 1 to 1350 code for a protein of 449 amino acids. The record is from RefSeq and is a predicted model, not a curated record. The transcript is spliced from 2 exons.